GUUUGGAGGCGGAGCUAAAGGCCCGGGCAGGCUACAACGCGUGGGGAAGUGACUCCCGAGUAUGCUGCGCUGGGCCCGCACCUGGAGGCGCCCCAUAGUGGGGUUCGGCCGCUCCUGGCUCGGUUCCUCCAAGGUGCCCGUGGCACCCAACAGCAGUGGCCGAGACGGAGCCAGGCCGAGGCCUGUGCCGCUUUCCUACAAUCUCCUGGAUGGGGAGGCGAACCUGCCGGCCCUGGUCUUUCUGCAUGGGCUCUUCGGUUGCAAAACCAACUUCAACUCCAUCGCCAAGGCCUUGGCCCAGCAGACGGGCCGCAGGGUGCUCACGAUGGAUGCCCGGAACCAUGGUGACAGCCCCCACAACCCAGAUAUGAGCUACGAGGCCAUGAGCCAGGACAUCCAGGAACUCCUGCCCCAGCUGGGUCUAGUCCCCAGCGUCCUCAUUGGCCACAGCAUGGGAGGCAAGACGGCCAUGCUGUUGGCCCUUCAGAGGCCUGAGCUGGUGGACCGCCUGAUCUCUGUGGACAUCAGCCCAGUCGAAACCACAGCAGUGUCAGACUUCCCGGCCUAUAUGGCAGCCAUGAAGGCCAUUAACAUCCCAGACGGGCUCCCCCGCUCCUCUGCCCGAAAACUGGCCGACGAGCAGCUUAGGCCUGUAAUUCAGGACUUAGGCGUGCGGCAGUUCCUGCUCACCAACCUGGUGGAGGUGGACGGGCGCCUAGUGUGGCGGGUGAACUUAGAUGCCCUCGCACAGCAUAUGCGCCAGAUCAUGGCCUUUCCACCCCACCAAGAAAGCUACUCAGGACCCACCCUCUUCCUCCUCGGUGGAAACUCUGAAUUUGUGCGGCCCAGCCACCAUCGUGAAAUCCAGCGGCUCUUUCCUCACGCCCAGAUACAGACAGUGCCCAAUGCUGGCCACUGGGUCCAUGCUGACCGCCCGCAGGACUUCAUGGCCGCCAUCCGAGGCUUCCUCGCCUGAGUGGGGCUCCCAGGCCUUUCCCGGGCCCUGUGGCCGGUUUCAAUUCUGCGCAUAGAGACUCAGGACCUGCCCUGAGGGAGCUCUGGCAGUCACCUCCCCACCCCUGCAAGCUGCCCUCUCUCACUUGGCAAUGGCCUCAUCGCGCUCCUGGAGGGCUUGGUCCAGCGAGGGUUCGGUGCGGUGGUCCCCCAGUUCUUCGGCCACCCUCCACGCUGGGCUCUGGCACAAGAAGAGGGGGGAGAGCAGGGUUGGGGUGCCCACAGACACAGAGGCAACCCCCUCUGGGCCCUUCCGCCUAAGCCUGGAGAGGGGAGAAAUGCAGGCAGGCUCCCGGUCCAGAUCCUGCCUUGUCUGGACGGUAACUUGUAAGGGGGUGCCCCACCCCCCAAAAUUAAACGGGUUGGCAGGUGCCCAAGCUCCGAGGCUCGGGCCCUGAGACCAGGAAGAGGGUCGAGCUGGGUUUGAGCGCACACUUACCCCUCCGGGGCCCAGACCUAGAGGGUGGUGGGAUGACUGGGAGGCCGAUCAGUGGGGUGCGGCUGGAGGACAUGGCCCUUUGCCCUCCCUCCCAGGCUAGGCGAACCCGGGCUGUCCCCGCCCCACCUGUUUCCCCGCCCCAGUCUCAUGUCCCUACCCGGGCCGGUCGCUCCCGCCUCUCUCAGGAAGGGGGCGCUUUGCUGCCGUCAGAAGGACCCUGGCGCCCAGGAGAUCACACCAGCUUCUCCCCCUCUGGAGUUGGCACCUUGGAACUCCGCAGACCGUCCACCCAGGACACCUCAACAGUGGAAUGACAAGGGCCCCAAGACAGCGGAAACACUACUGGCCGGCAGCAGGAAGCCCGCAGCAGGGAGGGGCGCGGCUGGGGGACAAUGGGACAGUGGUGGAGCUCUGGGCUGUGUUAAGAGUGAAAACCUUACAGUUCUGUAAAUGAAGCACCACAAAUUCAAAACAAUAAAAUUUCAACAAGACACCUCAAAA
Molecule: messenger RNA, 1954 nt
Organism: Suncus etruscus (white-toothed pygmy shrew)
Lineage: Eukaryota; Metazoa; Chordata; Mammalia; Eulipotyphla; Soricidae
Gene: ABHD11
Product: abhydrolase domain containing 11
Exons: 7
Coding region: 62-976 (304 amino acids)
Cellular component (GO): mitochondrion
Source: RefSeq, a predicted model, not a curated record